Messenger RNA from Dinoponera quadriceps, 3206 nucleotides. RefSeq names its product ras-like protein 2 (gene Ras64B). The coding region runs from base 380 to 979 and encodes 199 amino acids. The record is from RefSeq and is a predicted model, not a curated record. Gene Ontology annotation, cellular component: plasma membrane. Gene Ontology annotation, molecular function: GTPase activity; GTP binding; GDP binding. Lineage: Eukaryota; Metazoa; Arthropoda; Insecta; Hymenoptera; Formicidae. Gene Ontology annotation, biological process: signal transduction. The transcript has 4 exons.
CAUAAAAAGUUGACGAGUCUCGGCCACGAAUGGCUCCGAGGCCGUCCGAGGCUCAAAGUUCUCUCUCUCUCUCUUUCUCUCGCCGCGGCUCAGCAACCUUGGCUCUAGCCGAGACCGCAGGAAACGUCGACGUGAGGGCCGCCGCGAAAGACUGCCGCGUACGACGCAGCGAGCAGUCGGAGGAGUGACGGACUCUCGUGCAUUGUGUCGGCUCUCUCUCGGCGGAGCGCCGGACGCGAUAUGAACGUUUGAUCGCGUGCGCGCGCGUACACGGCGCCAGUGAGAGAGAGAGAGAGAGAGAGAGAGCUCUCUCCGUGUGUCACCACGACGCAUCGUGAGCGCGAGGAAACGAGCACCGUUGACAAAGUGAGGAAAAAAGAUGUCGAAAGCUGCUGACAGGCAGAGCUACGCGCAAACUUACAAGCUCGUGGUCGUGGGUGGGGGUGGUGUCGGAAAAUCGGCGAUCACGAUACAAUUCAUUCAAAGCUACUUCGUGACCGAUUAUGAUCCGACGAUCGAGGACUCCUACACGAAGCAAUGCGUUAUCGACGAUGUGCCGGCGAAACUUGACAUAUUGGACACCGCUGGCCAGGAAGAAUUUAGCGCAAUGCGCGAACAAUACAUGAGAAGCGGCGAAGGAUUCCUGCUCGUGUUUGCCGUCACCGAUCAUUCGUCUUUUGAUGAGAUAUCAAAGUUUCACAAACAAAUUCUCCGGGUAAAGGACCGAGACGAAUUCCCCAUGCUGAUGGUUGGCAAUAAAGCAGAUUUGGAUCAUCAUAGAAGCGUGUCAGUUGAAGAGGCGCAAAAUAUGGCACGUCAAUUAAAAAUUCCAUACAUCGAGUGCAGCGCGAAGCUACGGAUGAAUGUUGACCAAGCUUUCCACGAGUUGGUGCGAAUCGUCAGGAAGUUUCAACUGUCGGAGCGGCCACCACUUAAACCGAAUUACAAGAAAAAUAAGAAGAAGUGUUGCAUGCUGUAAUACCGAAACCAGUUAAUCCGUCUAAGUCGACUUUAUGCUAAUUAGACCGCAUUUCUCACGGUGAGUGAUAACUCUAACUAGAAGAAACGUUUCGGAGGAGAGUAGAGAUUUAUUGUGCAUGAGGAAAGGAUGGGAAGAUACGAAUUUAUUUUGAUCAAGCACUUCUGCAACGUCACAUCGAGUUUGCAGAUAAUUAAUAAUGCUCCGAUGGAAGAUAGCUUCUCAUCGAUGAUUACAUUGACGUCCAAUAUCGUUUCGCGAUAGUACGCUGACGCGAUUAAUUAUAAUGUGACAACAAAGCAUGCGUGAAAUGUGGGACGCGUGCUAAAGGAGAGCGUUUAAGCGGCAAUUGAUCGAGUAAGCUUAAUCAAUUUUAGUUUCUUCUAACAUAACAAGUCAGUCGUUAUAUUUCAGGUAAAUAUUAGAAACGACAGUACGGUGACCGAUAAAUAAAUAAUUCUAUUAUUUUUUUAUAAGAAUUUUAGUAAGAAUUUUCUCUGUGCGUGGAGUAGUGCCAAGUUUGAUGCCAAUAUAACACAGUUCUUCGCAUUAGUUAUUACUUCAAGUCAAUUGUUAUAUUUCAGGUGAAUAUUAGAAGCGAUAGUCCAGUGACCAGUAAAUACAUUAUUUUUUUACGGAUUUUAAUAAGAAUUUUCUCUGUGCGUGUAAGGUAUUAAUAAGGUACCUUAAGUAUAUCAGUACAACAGUACAGUUCACAGUUGUUAUUUGUGACACAACUUAUUUGUUUAGUAAUAUUGCAUCCAAAAACUUGCGGCUCGCUCUCCUGUACUAGUGUUUUCCGACCAGUUCUGCCAUAAUGAAAAAAGUUAAGAGAUAUAUAUUUGUUAAAUCAACCAUGUAUAUUUUCUAGUAAUGUAGCGGUUGAAAUUUUACGCUGUUAUAAUAAUGUCAAAGUGGGGCCAAUAACACACUUUAACGCACAUGAUUUUGUAAUUAACGAUUAACGAUUAUCUCAAGUGUAUAUUCCACGAAUUGUAACUUAUAUUUCGCAUCACAUGUAAUAUUCAAUAUUCUCCAAAGUCAAAUCACAAUCGCCACAUCCUUUUAAGCUGUUCGUGUAAUAUAAUAUAUAUUUAUUGUAUACGGAAGAAAAAAAAGAUGAAAAAAAGGAAGAAGAAGAAACGCGCUGAGAAACUCGAACUACAAAAUUAAUAAUUUACAUAUUUAAUCGUCUACUUAUAUGUACUGCAAUUUUAUAUAGUAUCAUUGGUAUUUUACGGAAACAAAAUUAUAACGCGAUAAUGUUCUAAUCCUUCACUGAUUUCUGCUUAAUGAAGUCAACACAAUGACAUGAAAAGCAUAAAUAUUUCAUUGCUCCUAUUACUUUGUUAACUUACGUUUUAACGAGCUUAUAUGUCUAUUGAAUGGCAUUUGUAAUAAAUGUUGCCUGGUACUUGUGAUUUAAAAAAAGAAAAAGGGAAAAAAAAGAAAUGUUAUUUUCGUGGAAAUAUAAGAAAACAAAUGUGUUCAACAAGAUUCGAUUUCACCAAUAACGAGACAUUUUUGAUAGGUUAAAGUUUUCCCCGAUCUGCUGCAAUUUGUUUCAUUAUUGGUGACACCGGUCACAAAAUGUACUAAUAAUAAUAUUAAUAAUUAAUAUUAAUGUCAAUAUAACAUAGUUAUAUGAUAAUAUACGAUAUAUAUACAUAAGAUAGAGAGAAAGAUCGUUAUUGGUGGUAGAAUUGGCAAGUUAAUGUUACAAGAAUAGAAAUCAAAUCGUCGAAUUCUUUAUAUAUGCAAUUUGUAUAUAUGUACGCGCAAUAGCUAAAAAAAUGGAUGCCUCAGGAUUUUAUAUAAAAAUGUUAAGUCAAAUAUUUUCAUCCUUUUUUUUUUUUCAAAACCCUUCCUACUUUCACCGCUAAUAACCGAUCUACUUACUGUAUCUAAGAGCCUAUAUACAAAAAAACGAUACAUUAUAUCUUACAAAUUAGAAACGUCUCGCCACAAUUAGUGUCGCACUCAACAAUGAAUUAAUUUAUACAAGCGUGAUCGUGCAAAAUAUUACUCGUAAUAAUUCGCGAAGCGCUGUGCCUUGAGUGAAAAGUUCCAUUUAUUUUUGUAACUAAAUAUAUAUUUAUAUAUUUGUAAAAAAAAAUUGUCUAUGUAUAUAUACACAUAUGCGUCGACUGAUUGUUAAAUAUAACCUACGUUUGUUAAAUAACUUCUGUAUAAAACAAAUAAUAAUAAUACGAUGAAUAUUGAUUAA